Molecule: messenger RNA, 1476 nt
Organism: Postia placenta MAD-698-R-SB12
Lineage: Eukaryota; Fungi; Basidiomycota; Agaricomycetes; Polyporales; Adustoporiaceae
Exons: 11
Coding region: 1-1476 (491 amino acids)
Biological process (GO): adenylate cyclase-activating G protein-coupled receptor signaling pathway
Cellular component (GO): heterotrimeric G-protein complex
Molecular function (GO): G protein-coupled receptor binding; GTPase activity; G-protein beta/gamma-subunit complex binding
Source: RefSeq, a predicted model, not a curated record
AUGUUAACUUCGCCCUCCACAUUGGACCCUCUCGAUGUGCUACUCUCCCCGCCGGCCGACGAAUCCACCGAGGAGCGGGCGGCCAGAUUGUCUGCAGAGGCGGAGGCGAAGAAGAUUUCCGACAUGAUUGACGAGGAGCUGCAAAGGCAGGAGCGGGCAGAGAAGAGGGGACAAAAGCCUAUCAAAAUAUUGCUGCUUGGUGAGUCGCAGCUUUCCGUGGAGCGUAGGGCAUUCCGCGCGGAACGAGCGUCAUGGCGCGCCGUAAUACACCUCAACGUAGUGCGCUCAAUCCGUGUGAUCCUGGAAGCGAUGGCCGAGGCACAGACCGCCCAGCGUUCGCCUGAAGAGCCCAGCGCUCCCCCGCGGGUGCUCCCCUCGUUGACAGCAGAACAUCUGAAGCUCAAGAUGCGUCUGUCGCCCUUGGUGCAAGUUGAGCAGGCGCUUGUGCGGAAGCUGACACCGCCGGGCUCGACAGAGUUUGAGGCGACUCAUCUCACGAACGUGUCGAACUACCAAUAUACGCCGCGCACGAAAGAGGUUGCGGUGAAUUCGCAAUUUGCAUGGAAGCACAUGUUCAGCCGGUUCCUGCCCGACUCGAGGGACAGCAUGGAUAGUGAAGAAGGCAUCAAUUGGGACGACCCGCAGGAUCCUGGCAGAAUCAUCUAUGCGUGCGGCGAGGAUAUGAUCCGGCUAUGGAACGACGAGACUAUCAAAGCUCUUUUGAAAAGCCUCAACAUAAGACUAGCGGACCAGCCAGGAUUCUUCCUCGACUGCCUAGAUCGAGUGACAUCCCCGCGAUAUGUGCCAACGGAUGAUGAUGUCCUUCGCGCGCGGCUGAAGACAUUGGGCGUCACCGAGUACCGGUUCACGAUAAAAGAAGGGGCACUUGGUGGGGUCUCGCGAGAUUGGAAGAUCUUCGAUGUCGGUGGGCACAGAUCAUUAGUGGCCGCGUGGGCGCCAUAUUUUGAUGACAUGAAUGCAAUUAUCUUCCUCGCACCCAUCAGCUGUUUCGACCAAAUGCUGGAGGAGGAUCCUACCGUUAACCGGCUGGAGGAUUCGGUGCUUCUCUGGAAAUCUAUUGUCUCAAAUCCCUUGCUUGCGAAAACGAGCAUUGUCCUCUUCCUCAACAAAAUUGACAUCUUCAAAGCUAAGCUCGAGGCUGGCGUGCAGCUGGGGAAAUACAUUGUCUCAUACGGGAACCGGCCAAAUGACUUCGAGAGCACGUCAAGCUGUGAGUCUAUUGCAUGUCCUCAUAGGCGUGCGAAGGGAGCUGAUCUGGAUGGCACUGUCAUGAUGAUUCAUGCAGAUUUGAAGCGGAAGUUUGCACAGAUACAUAAGGACAAGUCGCCCGAGCUGCGGAGCUUCUACUGUCAUUUCACCACGGUGACGAAUACCAAAUCGACACAGCACAUUCUAUUCGAUGUCCAGGACACCGUGGUGGUCAAGAACCUCAAGAACAGCAGCCUCAUAUCAUAG